Haemorhous mexicanus (house finch) is the source of this 1511-nucleotide messenger RNA. RefSeq names its product aquaporin 10 (gene AQP10). Gene Ontology annotation, cellular component: basolateral plasma membrane; plasma membrane. Gene Ontology annotation, molecular function: glycerol channel activity; urea transmembrane transporter activity; water channel activity. The transcript is spliced from 7 exons. Bases 453 to 1511 code for a protein of 352 amino acids. NCBI's taxonomy places the organism in Eukaryota, Metazoa, Chordata, Aves, Passeriformes, Fringillidae. Gene Ontology annotation, biological process: water transport; glycerol transmembrane transport. The record is from RefSeq and is a predicted model, not a curated record.
CUCCCUCUCCCAUCUCCCUGCCCGAUGCUGUGCUAAUGCCUCCCCUGGGCUACUCUUGAAGGCCUGGCCCAGCCUGGAGGCCUUUCCAGGCUCUCUUUAUUAGUGUUGACUGCAGCUGUGGCUUGGGCAGGGAUAAAGGGGGUUCCUGGCCAGGCAAUACCUGUGCUUGCUCACCUGAGUGAGGUCAUAGCUCCUCACGGCCACCUGGGGCUCAGGGUGUUCCUACCCGCCCUUGCCCUGCUGGGGUGCAGCAUUGUCACAAGGUGUCCCCGGCCACACACAGGACUCUGGUCGCUGCCAGGCGUCUCCCGUGGUGCAGCCAUGAUUGGUUUAAAGUCUGCACAUAAUCACCCACCUGGCUGUGGGGCUCAUAAAACCUGCUGUGAAUUAGACAUCUACACCACUCUCAGCACCGCCAGCGCCGCCACUGCUGCCUCUGCCCAGCUGGCACUAUGGGCACCACUUCUUUCUUGACAAGAGCCCAGGCUCUGCUCCGCAUCCGGAACCAGCUGGUGCGGGAAUGCCUGGCUGAGGUGCUGGCCACCUUCGUGAUGAUGACAAUCACCCUGGCCAGCGCUGCACAGAAGAUCGCCUUCUAUGAGACGAAGGGGAAUAUCAUCACCAGCUACCUGGGAGGUGCCCUGGGUGUCAUGGCAGGCAUCUACACGGCAGGGGGAAUCUCUGGGGCCCACAUGAACCCAGCGUUCUCCUUAGCCAUGUGCCUGAUAGAGCAGUUCCCCUGGUGGAAGUUUCCCAUCUUUGUGGUUGUGCAGAUCUUGGGAUCUUUCAUAUCUGCUGGAGCUGUUUACAUCCUCUACUAUGACGCCAUCUGGCACCAUAGCAAUGGGACCCUUACUGUCUCUGGCCCCCAAGAAACUGCCUCCAUCUUUGCCACUUACCCUGCUGACUUUGUGUCUGUUGCCAAUGGCUUCUUGGACCAGGUGAUCGGCACAGGGGUGCUCAUAGUGGUUGUCAUGGGCAUCAUGGACCCCCGCAACAAGCCUGUCCCCAAGGGCCUGGAACCAGUGGUUGUGGCUCUCUUGGUGCUCUCCAUCGAGGUCUCCAUGGGGGCCAACUGUGGCUGCCCCCUGAACCCUGCACGGGACAUCGGGCCCCGGCUCUUCACUUAUCUGGCAGGUUGGGGCCCAGAGGUCUUCAGCAGGGGCAAUGGGUGGUGGUGGGUGCCACUGGUAGCACCACUGCUGGGGGCCGCCGUGGGCACGUACCUGUACCAGCUCUUUGUGGCUUUCCACUAUCCGGAGGAGGACAGCGAAGUCUUGGCAGAGCAGGGCUCCAUCGUUCUAGUCAACACCGCCAUCGACGCAGACAUUGGGAGGUCACCCAAGGAAAAGGACGCUGGGGAGACAGUGCCUGCCGAGAGCCGCCCCGCAAGCCAGGGCGCCGCCGGGGCCGCAGUCUCGGCCGGCCCCGCGGCCGCGCUCCGCCGCUUCCCCGCGCCCCCCACCUCACUUCCGCCGCCGACCGGCGCCGCCGCGGCCAUGGGGAGCUGA